Mollisia scopiformis is the source of this 2877-nucleotide messenger RNA. RefSeq lists its product as uncharacterized. The record is from RefSeq and is a predicted model, not a curated record. The transcript is spliced from 2 exons. The coding region runs from base 159 to 2567 and encodes 802 amino acids. Gene Ontology annotation, biological process: rescue of stalled cytosolic ribosome; protein ubiquitination. Lineage: Eukaryota; Fungi; Ascomycota; Leotiomycetes; Helotiales; Mollisiaceae. Gene Ontology annotation, molecular function: ribosome binding; ubiquitin protein ligase activity.
AACAAGCUCUCUUUCAUUGUACAUAGUUCAGAGACACCAACGACAAUUAUCACGAAUUCACGACAUUGAAGAUACAAUAGUCGCCCGUCAGAGGUGGAACAUUGACUCCCACUAGGGAUUGACACGACCUUCAGGGGCAAGCGGAAGCGGAGCGAGAAAUGGCUACUGAAGCGGGCAGUGUUGAUGCGUCUGCGACUGGAAACGGAGAUCCGCCAGCUAGAGGUGGAAGAGGAGGUGGGAGAGGUAGAGGACGGGGCGGGCGUGGUCGUGGCAGAGGCGACGGUGCUCAUAAUGAGAAUGGAGGGUACAAUAAUCGACAAUCUCAUCGAGGACGAGGAGGUGGAUUUCGAGGAGCUGCAAACCCACAUGGAGCUCGCCCGCAGGCCGUGCCCGGAAAUGCGGGUACAGCACCAGCUCUAGGGCCAGGAUCUGGAGAGAGCAAAGCUGGCAAGACGAUAGCAGAGGGAGCUGAUGAGAGUGAGGCGGAAGUUUGCUUCAUUUGCGCAAGUCCGGUGAUGCACGAGGCGAUCUAUCCAUGCAACCACCGGACGUGCCAUAUUUGUUCGUUGCGGAUGAGGGCAUUAUAUAAAGACAAGAAUUGUGUUCACUGUCGGACAGAAGGAACUUUUGUGAUCUUUACAGAUAAUGCAGAAAAGCGAUAUGAGGAGUUUACCGAUGCGGAUAUUGCAAGCGUGGACCAGAAUAUUGGGAUCAGAUACGAGAGCAAUGAUAUUCAGGACGACACUCGGCUAUUACUCAGGUACAAUUGCCCGGAUGGAGACUGCGAUGUUGCAUGUCUAGGAUGGCCGGAUCUACAUCGACAUGUCAGGAGUGUACAUCACAAGAAGAUCUGUGAUCUAUGCUCAAGGCAUAAGAAAGUCUUUACUCACGAGCAUGAUCUGUUCACAGACGCCGAGUUGACGAAACACAUGAGAAAGGGAGACGACAAUCCUGGAGCUGUGGACCAAACCGGUUUCAAAGGUCAUCCUAUAUGUUCUUUCUGCAACCAAAGAUUCUAUGGAGAUGAUGAGCUGUUUGUCCAUUGUCGGGAGAAGCAUGAGAGGUGCCAACUUUGCGAUUCGCUAGGUGACGGACGACCACCACAAUACUUCUUGAACUACGAAGCUUUGUACAAUCACUUCAAGGCUGACCACUAUGUUUGCUCACAUCCCAGCUGCUUGGAAAAGAAGUUCAUUGCUUUCACCAGUGAGAUUGAUCUCAAAGCACAUCAGUUGAGUGAGCAUGCCAAUGAUCUAUCGAAGGAUGUUCGCAGAGAUGCAAGGAUAGUGGACAUAUCAACUUUCGAGUAUCGUCAACCAUACGUGCAAGAGCAGAGAGGAGGUAGAAGCCAGAGAGAGCAACGAGAAGAUCAGGGUCGUGGCCGUGGACGAGAUCCGAAUGCUGAGCCAAUUCCGGCUUCAAGUGCUCAGCCACUUCGAAGAGAUGAACAAGCCUUCCAACGUCAGAUGGAGAUACGCACCGCUCAAGCCGCACACUCUCGCACAUUCGGCGGACAGCUAACCGCUCCAACCCCUCCCCAAGGACUACCUCAGUCACGAGUCCGGGCACCACCAAAUACUCCCGUCUCAGGCGCAACUCAAGCUGUGAACACCUCGGAACCCCCAGAGCUGUCGCAGCAAGAACAGGCUCGUCAAUUACGGCACCGCGAAGUAAUCGAGCGUGCUAGCAGGCUUCUUCAGAACGACUCUACCAAGGUCCAACAAUUCCGGGACUCAAUCUCUUCAUACAAGAACGGUGCAUUUUCCGCUACAGGUCUUAUUGAGUCAUUCUUUGCCCUCUUCACAGAUACCACUCCUGGACCCCUUGGCACUUUGAUUCGAGAAGUUGCAGACCUAUAUGAAGACAAGUCGAAAGCAGAUGCGCUAAAAUCUGCGUGGAACAACUGGCGAGCUAUCAAUGAAGACUACCCUUCACUGCCAGCUGCCAGUGGAAGUAGUGGAAGCUCGAUACCCUUGACCUGGGCUGUAAGCUCAUCAGCAGGUCCGUCAGCUGCUAGCAAUGGGAGUGGCGCCAAGAGCAAAAAGUUGUUGAAGCUAAAGGAAAGUACGGCGGCAUCGAAACGCUCUUCCGUCUCUCAAUCUCGUUCUUGGGGUACUUCUUCCACCGCUUCAUCACCGUCGACUUCGAGCGUUGUGAACGCGUUUCCUACCUUACCACCAGCCACUCGACAGAAUGCCAGCUCCACAAAGGUCAGCACAGUCUCAUGGGCUGCAUCUUCAGCAGCUUCGAGCUCAAAUCCAGGAUCUGCUCGACCCACACCUCCCACUUCACGACCAGCCUCAAGGAAUGUUGGUGGCGAUGCCUUCCCUGCUUUACCUCCAGCUGCCAAGCCCCAAAGCACUAUCUUUGGGUAUGGUAAUGGUCGGAUGGUCAGAAGAGAUAUGGGCAGUAGUCCAGUUACUACCUCCAAUCCUUGGGGUCCGCCGUCGGCAAGCAACGGUGGUGGCUCGAAUACCGAUGCUCUCGCCGAGACGGAUGAUGCAAAUGGAAAAGGCAAGAAGAAGGGAAAUAAAGGAAAGAAGCAAGUUCUGAUGAAUUGGGGAUGAGAUGCCUAAGUACCACAGUCAUGUUUCUUGAUAUGGAAGUGCGAUGAUUGAUGAUGCGCUACGGCUUGUACUAGUCUUAUAGAACCAUGUUGUACAUAGGACGACAGAAGAAGGACGGAGAAAGGCAUGGUAGAUAGAAGGCUUAGAUUCCGACGCAAGAUCAAUCAAGCGUGCCUUACUGUAGCCGCUGUCGAUGUGAACAAGUGCCUCGGCAGACUUGGUGGCAGCAGAACUAGAGGAGCACCGAGACCGUGUACUUCAAGCUCUCCGGAAAGGUAUAUACUGCUUGACUACACGCAGCAAGUAUCCC